AUGUUGAAUAAUUUUGUUAGAGUCUCUCUAUCCGAGCUGUAUAGCACUGAAGUCGACUACGACCUCACCCAUAUGGGAGAGAGUCUGAUCGUCUUGCAGAAUCCUUGCACUGAGUUUGCUUCGGGGUCGCCUUCCAGACCUGCAAGCAUCGAAGCGUUGGAGGGUGAUACUAGACAAGUUGUAUAUCGCGUUUCACUACACUGUCUGGCCCAGGCCUCUUCUUGCGUUAGAAGUAUCUUUUAUCGUGUGAGCGAUCCUUUUACAUAUGAUGGCCAGUCGGGAGCCCGUCUUGACAUAUCGCAGGAGUGGGAUCCUGCUGCCCUGUUGGUUAUUCUUCGAAUAGCCCAUUUUCGAUUCGACGAUAUUCCAGUCGUCAUACCUGAUGUGUAUUUCUUGGGCAAGCUCGUGGUGAUUGCCGACUACCUUGACUGUUUGGAAAUACUGACUCCGUUCGCUGAGAGGUGGAUACUUUAUUUGAAAGGGCCGUGGAACUUGGGUUCGGCCACUCUUCCUGAUGAUUACCACAUCCCCCGCCACUUUGCCGAUGCUACAAGCGUACGGGAAGCGACUAUUUGGGUGUAUAUGUGUUGGAGGUUGGCAUUAGAUGAACCAUUGAAAAAGGCCACAAUUUCUCUCGUUGCCAAUGCCAAGGGUCGUAUCGACAAUCUGGGAUUACCUUUUAAGGCUAGCUUACUAGACAAGUUGGAUAACGCGCGAGAGGAGCGACUCCAACAAUUCUUCGGCCAAAUAGACAAGACUCUCUCAAAUCUCGAUAACUUCCAAGACGACGAGGCACGAGACAACCAAGGGAGACAAUUUCACCGUGCGUUUCUUUUCCACAUUGCCUGGAAGGACUAUGUAUGGCGCUGUCCGGGGCAGCGGCCGUAUCGUGGCGAGAGCCUCAAAGAGAAUUUGCUCUCUUUUUGGGCAAAACGGAAAGAAAUGAUGACCGAUGCUCAAAUGGAAAGCCUGCCCCUUUCAGACGAGGUUGAAGACUAUCUUCUCGACAUGUAUGCGUCUGUGGAUGGUCUUGGCGACUUUGAAGGAUUGGAUAUUUGGGAGUGUAUUUCAGUAUAG
Molecule: messenger RNA, 1077 nt
Organism: Talaromyces rugulosus
Lineage: Eukaryota; Fungi; Ascomycota; Eurotiomycetes; Eurotiales; Trichocomaceae
Exons: 2
Coding region: 1-1077 (358 amino acids)
Source: RefSeq, a predicted model, not a curated record